Colletotrichum lupini is the source of this 873-nucleotide messenger RNA. RefSeq lists its product as uncharacterized. The transcript is spliced from 7 exons. The coding region runs from base 1 to 873 and encodes 290 amino acids. NCBI's taxonomy places the organism in Eukaryota, Fungi, Ascomycota, Sordariomycetes, Glomerellales, Glomerellaceae. The record is from RefSeq and is a predicted model, not a curated record.
AUGAAAGAUGCAGAGGUCGCACUUCAUCAAAUAUCAAUGGGAGUGGGUUUGCCCAAUCAAGGCCCAGUGUUUAAACCUUCGGAGAGGCAGAACGAGGCCACAGCUUUCAUCUUAUAUAGAUGGCCCAUGGAGACCGUCUCCGCGCGCGCUUCGACCAGGAUGGACUUCUCCAAGGCUAAGAGCGGCGAAGUGCCGGAGCUGUCGGGCCAUGCGCGCAUUCAAAUCUCAUUGGUUGGAUCGAGGCUUUUGAGAUUGACCAAGAACAAUUCGAAAAGUCAAACCGGCGGAGACAAAGCGACAACACCUCUACAACCUGCCAUCACCUUGGUUUCUCUUAAAAGCCAGACCCGCCCUGAUUUGGGAUUUAGUAUCUUGGCACCUCCGUUUGUUAUAUCGUCCAUAUUGAGCGUCCGCUCGUCGUCAUCAGGCGUCGCCAACAGCGGCCGCCACCUUGAGGGGAGCGUGAAGGAGGAGACUAACGGUGACUCAAUGCCCAACACCGUUGCACGGAUGAUGGGCCAGCUAUUUCAGUGGCCCUUCAUCUUAUCUCCCGCGACUUGCAGGCCCUUCAUGUACGGGACCUUUUCGACAUUUUCUUCCCGUUUCCAUUUCCCAGCCAGCUGGGCAAGUCUACAGACGCCAAGCCAAGCUAACAAGGUUGCUUUGCUUUUCCUGCAGGGCGGUGCAACGCCCAAGCGAGGAACCCCAACCAUGACUCGGCCUUGUUUGGGGAGUUGGGAACUUGGGACUGGAGUUCUUGGCCUGUACUGCAAAGCUGACAACCCGCAUGGGCGCAUAGGGGGGUCCAUCGAGACUUGGCAAAUCUUCCUCUUCUUCUUCACUACUAGUCAACUGUCCGUCUUCUUCUUGUAA